Molecule: messenger RNA, 798 nt
Organism: Trametes versicolor FP-101664 SS1
Lineage: Eukaryota; Fungi; Basidiomycota; Agaricomycetes; Polyporales; Polyporaceae
Exons: 3
Coding region: 1-798 (265 amino acids)
Source: RefSeq, a predicted model, not a curated record
AUGUCCGCUGCAAACUACGAUGGCGACACUGAAUACUCGGGCACUGGGGCCUCUGACUGUGCUGGGGACUCUGGUGCUGCACGCGGAGACUCUCUGGGUGAUUCUGAUCUGGCAACCCCGCCACUACCGGACUGGAUGGAGGAGUUUCUGCGGACUCUGGAUCAGACUCCCUCGCGCCGGAAUGCUAGUCUAGAGCGAAAUGGACCCCACAACACCUCUGGCAACCUCCUCCAUGCCUACUACAAGUUCGCGCUGCCCCCGCAACCCCCGCGCGACCGGUCCCCUGACCCCGAGACAGUGAUCUUGUCCAAGGGCAAGGGGGCAGAAGCAUACAGGGACUUCCGCAAGUUCGCGAAGACGGCCGCCAGGAGCUGUGUUCGGAUGAGCAGCCAAGGCAUCUCCAUUGACGAUGUUCAAGCGGAGUACACGUCUAUCUUGGAGUCGCUCGACGGGCUGCGCGACUUCAUGCGUACGCUGCCCUACAAGGACUGGGAGUUCCUGGGACCGUCGUAUAUGACCCGGCUUCCCGCGUUGUUUGCGGACGCGCCGACGGUGGCAGUGGAGGGGGAUAAGCACGAGAUGGAGAUGGAAGACGGGGACAUCACGUUAGUACAUGACAAUGAGCCGCCUCGCUUUCCGAGAGUCCCUCCCAUCUUUCCCCUGCGCGUCGUUACACUCCCCCCCGACUCCAAUGUGCGCGUCGUCCCGACAUCUGAUCCGCAUGAGAUUGAGUACCCGUUUAUGGUAGAGAUGUCGCUUGAAUGUCAGCUGGAGAUGGGCAUGUACCCCGACGUGUAA